CCUUUCUUUCUUCCAUCCCCUCCCAUGGCCCCCACCAUCCGCCUCGUCCCGUCACGCCACCACCUCUUACCCCCUCACACCAUCGUGGCUUUCUGUGCUUGCGGGUGAAAAUUCGAGGAAGGGUGGUAGCAGACUGGCUGUAAGCUUUCCAUUGGACAGUUUGAGAGAGAGAGAGAGAGAGAGAGAGAGAAGACCCUUUUACAUUAUGAAAGUGUUUGACAAAAUUCUUGUUUCAUCGUUCCUUCCUUCUUGUCAACCCUAAUUUUGACUUGGAACGUGUUAUUUUCGAUUAAUUCUAUUCCACUGUUCUGAGAUUUGCUUGCGCAAGAAACCAGCUAUUGAUUGUAUGGAUAGUCUUGAAGUCUUCAACUCAUCAUUCCUAGAUGUUCCCGUAGAUUGUAUACAGAGAACAAAAUAAAGCUCUCUGAGAGGUGAGACCUGAGAGGAAGCAAAACAGAACGUGUCAUCACUCUCCAGGGAUCCAAUUUAUUUCUUUUUUUCUCCCAUUUGAAACUAAAUUCAAUUCCAUGGAACUCAAAUCACUUUCAUGGAGUCUCAGCAAAGUGAAGACUGAAAAGCGUGUCCUGAAACCGGAACUUUCUCUGCGAUUUCCACCCACUUUCUCUGCAAAGAAUACAAUACUCUCAUACUCAGUGUAAUUGCUGCCUCUAAUACUUUUUUAAGUAAUAUGAUCGUGGUCUUCACGGCUCCGACGAGCUUCCAUGAACCUUCGCUACAGUUAAUCAUCUCUACUUAUAGUUGCGUGCCUCAAUGAGUGGAGAGCAUUGGUUGGUAGUUUUAGUAAGGUGGUUUUUGGAUUCUGGCUGCUGUACUUGAUUCAGUUGUCAUUUCUUGGUUGUCUGAUGGUACCCAAAAGGGUUUCUCACGAGGAGAACGAUGGUUUAGAUGUUCCAGUUCAGGCAUCAAAGCGUCGUCAUACUCUCUCAAAUGUCGUCAGAGAGGUGAUGAAAGGAUUGUUCACUUCAAAGAUGGAACCUUUUCUGAGGAAAGUGAUACAAGAGGAGGUGGAACGUGGAAUUCUACUCUAUAUCAAAUCAUCCCCAAGCCCUUCCGUUGGCCGGAUUGAGGUCUCUGGAUCAAGAUGCUGGGAGUUGCAUCUUAAUGGUAGGUUGCCCGGUACGCUUUUCACAGACUGCAGAAUAGGAGGAGAGAAUGGUACACCCAUUCAAAUAGUUAUUCGUGACGCUAGUUCGAAGAGUUUUAUCACAUCUGGCCCUUUAUCAUCAGUAAAGGUAGAGAUUACCAUCCUUGAUGGUGAUUUUGGUACUGAUGAAAAUGAAGAUUGGACUGCAGAGGAAUUUCAUGCUAGUAUUGUACCUAAAAGAGAAGGAAAAAGGCCAUUGCUGACGGGGAAUCAAGUAGUUACACUGAGAAACGGAGUAUGUGAUCUUGUUGACAUUGCUGUUACAGAUAACUCCAGAUGGAGACGAAGUCGAAAAUUUAGAUUAGGGGCUAGAGUUAUCGGAAGUUUGAGUUCUGAAGAAAGAAUUAGAGAAGCAAGAAGUGAAGCUUUUAUUGUCAAAGACCACCGCGGAGAAUCAAAUAAGAAGCACUACCCUCCAUCCUUGGGUGACGAAGUAUGGCGUCUGGAAAAGAUUGCGAAAGAUGGUGCUUUUCAUAAGCGGCUUGCUUCUCGUGAAAUCACAACGGUGCAGGAUUUUCUGCGGCAUCUGAUAACUGCUCAAUCCUCUCUACGCAGUAUCCUUGGCAAUAGGAACCAAGACAAGACCUGGAAGACAAUCGUUGAUCAUGCGAAAACUUGUAUUUUAGAUAACAAGCUGUAUGUAUAUGAUAAUGUGGAGACACACGUUGGACUUAUGUUCAAUUCCAUUUAUGAGGUUGUUGGGGUAAAGUUUGAUGGCCACAACUAUCAGCCGCUGGAUGAACUUGCCGCAUCUCAGAGGAUUAUUGUGGAGCGUUUGAAGCAGAUUGCGUACAGAAACAAGGAGGACAUUAUCGAGUUCGGUGGACCUUUAAAUGAUGGUAAUUUCAGGCAAUUGCCCAGUCCACAAGCUGCCUCCUUGCAAGGAUCAAGCGAGGGUAUGCAGUGUCCUGACAUCCCAUUCAUUCUUCAAGAGCAACUCCCAAUGCAACCAGGCUUCAAUCAUUUGACAAACACAGCAGCAUCUGUUAUGGAAGAUCAUGUCGAAUUGGAAGAACUUUCUUUCACACAAGGUCUUCAUUCAGUGCAAGUAUGCACACCAACCCAAAGGAACAGCUUUAACAUGAGGGAUUUUGGCAUUGAACCUUAUGUGAGGGAUGGAAGCGAGUGGGGUCCAAGUGGGCCAUUGGUAUCUGUUGUGUCUGCUGGAAAUCUAGCAGGUGGAGACAUGUGUCAGUUGCAGUGGCAGGGUUCAUUUCCGGCUGAAACAUCAUGGGGGCAGGGGAGCGGAUGGUUUGUGGACUCGAGGGAUGAAGAAAGUGUGGGCUUUCUUUCUUCUCUGCCUGACUUCAGUGUACCGAAAAUGUGGUGGUUCAAGAUUAGGGCAGCUAUUUGGGGAAUUUCAGUUUGGAGGGAUGUUGCUAAGAGGGGGGCAAGACCUCUGCAGUUUUAUCACUGAUCAUCAUAAAAUUUAGUUGGUAAGGUCCGACUUUGUGAACUAUGUAGUUGCAGAUUUUCAUUUCCUGUAGUCCUGCUGUGCUGACUACCAAGUGCAUGGGCGGAAGUCCUCACAGAUGGCAGUUAUAUGUGGACACCAAAAAGGCAGGAUGGUCAUCUGUUAUCAUUUAUUGUGGCAGCAUAAAAAAUGAUGUUUUCAUGGAAAAUGGUUCAGCAGGAAGCGUGCAAGAAUAAGAAACCAGAGGGAUCAAGCAAGCAGUCCAGCGAGUUCUGGACUGGCUCUCAACGAAUGGUGCAUUGGCUAACCAACAAGCAGGAGUUCCACUGGCUCUCAACGAAUGUUAUUUGAUAUUGAAACUUUUAGCAGUCAUUUUCAGUUUGUUAUCUUUCUUUUAAAAUACAGAGAUUAGAUGUUGAAGUUGCUCCUGAAGUGCUCAUUAAUUGGUUACCUAGGCUAGGACAGAGAAAUCAUCAGGUUGCCCUACUGUAGGCCCAAACUUUGAACUUUGAGGAGUUUCCUUCUUUUAAUAAAUAAUUUUUUUUUUAUUAUAGAUAAAA
Molecule: messenger RNA, 3139 nt
Organism: Macadamia integrifolia
Lineage: Eukaryota; Viridiplantae; Streptophyta; Magnoliopsida; Proteales; Proteaceae
Product: calmodulin-binding protein 60 B-like
Exons: 9
Coding region: 864-2582 (572 amino acids)
Biological process (GO): regulation of salicylic acid biosynthetic process
Cellular component (GO): nucleus
Molecular function (GO): DNA-binding transcription factor activity; calmodulin binding; sequence-specific DNA binding
Source: RefSeq, a predicted model, not a curated record